This is a messenger RNA of Fusarium redolens, 852 nucleotides long. RefSeq lists its product as uncharacterized. The record is from RefSeq and is a predicted model, not a curated record. The transcript has a single exon. NCBI's taxonomy places the organism in Eukaryota, Fungi, Ascomycota, Sordariomycetes, Hypocreales, Nectriaceae. Bases 52 to 852 code for a protein of 266 amino acids.
CCCACUAAAAUAAAAGAUCAUCCCCUUAAUAUUCUUUUUGAAAACUUUAUCAUGGAUGAGUAUGUUCGUGCCAUCGUGCAAUGGGUUCAGCCGUCGGUCAAAGCCUCACCCUACAUCUGGAGCGCAGCUGGGCUCACCUUUCUCCUCGGCGUGCAAGUACUCUUGGCCGUGGCCAUUCUUCAUGGUGAUGAGGCCACUGUUCGGAGGCAACUGAUCUCUCUGCAACGAAUUGAUGCCGACGAAGAUGAGUCCCCGGAAAUAGACGGUACCGAAAAGAAAGACAGCAAAGGCCACCCAAAGCAACAGGUCGUCGAAAUAUCUCCCGUCGCUUCAUGCGCACCUAUCAAAGUCAAUUUGAAUCAGCACCCUGACGCUCAAGGCAAAUACCACAACUGUUACAUGUUUGCCGUCGACUUUCAUCAAGUAGACGAACACGGCUUUGCCAUUUGGAAAUCUCUGGAACAGCAGACCAAACCUGCAUUGUCACAAAUAAAGACCGAAUUAUGGCUGCCGAAACCCCAUGCCGACAAAAAUGAUCUUUUGGCCCUGGCCGGCGGCUGCAUCGUCAUGUCAUUUGCUGACCCUGCCGUUCCAAGCUGGCUGAAUCAAAUCGCCGGAAUGAUAGGCAAGAAUUUAAAGGCGCCUCAAGUUGCUUGCAUCCUGCCACUGCAAUUCUCACUGGAGGAUAUUGAGCAGAAUAAGCUCAGUAUGAGACCUUUCAAGAUUGAUGGACGAGAUGGGAGGGGGUUGGAUAUGGAGAAGCUACCGGCAUUCUCUGACAUCUUGCCGAAGCUCAAGCUUUUCCUUAGGUAUCCCGAGCCGCAAGGGAUCACCAUCUUCAAGCAAGUAUAG